AUGGCCGACUACAACAUCACCGCCGCCCAAGAAGUGGGCUCCACCGACAAGAAGGCCGAGAAGACCAUCAGCGCCAGUGAGAGCCAACAGGGCUCCGGCUCUGGCAUGUUUGGCCAAACAGAGGUCGGCGAGGUGACGGACUGGAACGACCUGGAGAAGCGCAAGGCCGCAGAGGGCCACGCAAAAUUCAACCGACUGGGCUGGAAGCGCCUGACAGUCGUCCUUAUCGUCGAGGCUAUUGCUCUUGGUUCCCUGUCUAUCCCUGCGGCUUUCGCGAGCCUGGGCAUGGUCGCCGGUGUCAUCCUCUGCGUCGGUCUCGGUUUCGUCGCCAUCUACACCUCUUACGUCGUCGGCCAGGUCAAACUCGCGUUCCCGCACGUCACGCACUACGCCGACGCCGGACAGCUGCUCAUGGGAAAAUUCGGCUACGAGCUUGUCGGUGUCAUGUUCGCGCUGCAGCUUAUCUUCCUGGUCGGCUCGCACAGUCUGACGGGAGCCAUCGCAUUUGGAAACAUCACAGACAACGGCGCUUGCUCCCUCGUGUUCGGCGUUGUGUCUGCCAUCAUCCUGUUUCUGCUGGCCCUUCCGCCCUCGUUUGCCGAGGUCGCGAUCCUGGGAUACAUUGACUUUGUGUCGAUCAUCCUCGCCAUCGGAAUCACGAUCAUCGGAACCGGCGUCCAGCAGAGCCAGGGCCUGAUUCCCGCAUCUGACUGGUCGGCGUGGCCCAAGGAGGGCCUGACCUUCGUCGAAGCCUUCAUCGCCCUCGGCAACAUCGUCUUUGCCUACUCGUUCGCCGUCUGCCAGUUCUCCUUCAUGGACGAGAUGCACACGCCCAAGGACUUCGUCAAGUCCAUCUGGUGGCUGGGCAUGAUCGAGAUCGUCAUCUACACCGUCACGGGCGCCCUGAUCUACGUCUUCGUGGGCCAGUCCGUCGAGUCCCCCGCGCUCCUCUCGGCCGGCGACAUGCUCUCCAAGAUCGCAUUCGGCAUCGCGCUCCCCGUCAUCUUCAUCUCGGGCUCCAUCAACGGCACGACGGUGGGACGGUACAUCCACGCGCGCGUGUACAAGGACUCGGUCAUCCGGUUCAUCAACACCAAGAUGGGCUGGAUCACGUGGGCCGUCCUCAUCGCCAUCAUCACCCUGAUCGCGUGGAUCAUCGCCGAGGCCAUCCCUUUCUUCAGCGACCUGCUGUCCAUCUGCUCGUGCCUGUUCAUCAGCGGCUUCACCUUCUACUUCCCCGCGUGGAUGUGGUUCAAGCUCAUCAGGAAGGGCAGCUGGCACUCCAAGGAGAACCUGCCCCUCGCCAUCACCAACGGCAUCAUCUUCCUCAUCGGUAUGGUUAUUCUGGUUGCUGGUACCUACGCCAGUGUUCAGGAUAUCAUCAACCAAUACCACGAGGGAGCUGUGCGAGGCGCGUUCACAUGUAGCCCGCUGGCUUAG
Molecule: messenger RNA, 1440 nt
Organism: Diaporthe citri
Lineage: Eukaryota; Fungi; Ascomycota; Sordariomycetes; Diaporthales; Diaporthaceae
Exons: 2
Coding region: 1-1440 (479 amino acids)
Biological process (GO): amino acid transmembrane transport
Cellular component (GO): vacuolar membrane
Molecular function (GO): amino acid transmembrane transporter activity
Source: RefSeq, a predicted model, not a curated record